Zymoseptoria tritici IPO323 is the source of this 1504-nucleotide messenger RNA. RefSeq lists its product as uncharacterized. NCBI's taxonomy places the organism in Eukaryota, Fungi, Ascomycota, Dothideomycetes, Mycosphaerellales, Mycosphaerellaceae. The record is from RefSeq and is a predicted model, not a curated record. Gene Ontology annotation, cellular component: endoplasmic reticulum; Golgi membrane; COPII-coated ER to Golgi transport vesicle. The transcript is spliced from 2 exons. The coding region runs from base 197 to 1504 and encodes 435 amino acids. Gene Ontology annotation, biological process: endoplasmic reticulum to Golgi vesicle-mediated transport; retrograde vesicle-mediated transport, Golgi to endoplasmic reticulum.
CCACUCGUCGUCCCUUUUCACACGAUCCCGAACGCCUUCAGUCGCUGAAGCUACUGCUCAUAACAGACAGUCUGCUUUUUGCAUGCCUUUCGUUUAAUCCCUCCACUGCGACUUCGAUCGGCUCCACAGAAUUGAGAGUUACCCUGAUACCCACACUUCGACGUUGAAGUGGACAACCACCACUUCCACCACCACAAUGCCCGUCAAAUCACGAUUCACAAAGCUCGAUGCGUUCUCGAAAACGGUCGAGGAUGCCCGCAUCCGAACAACCUCGGGGGGCUUCGUCACAGUGUUCUCAAUGCUCCUGAUCAUAUGGCUGGCAUGGGGAGAAUGGUCAGACUACCGCAGGAUCACAAUUCAACCGGAGAUUAUCGUGGACAAGGCGCGAGGAGAAAAGAUGGAAAUUCACUUGAAUGUGACCUUUCCCCGGAUACCCUGCGAGCUACUCACACUCGAUGUCAUGGAUGUCAGUGGUGAUGUUCAGACAGGAGUCUUGCAUGGAAUUGUCAAGACCAGGCUGAAGCCCGAAUCCGAGGGAGGCGGCGACAUCGACAAGGGCAGAUUGCAGGUCAACGAAGUCGAAGAAGCGGCGAAGCACCUCGCGAGAGACUACUGCGGAGACUGCUAUGGUGCGCCGCCUCCUGCCAAUGCUAUCAAGUCCGGUUGCUGUAAUACCUGUGCUGAAGUCCGCGAGGCUUACGCCAGCGUGAGCUGGUCGUUCGGGCGAGGCGAGAAUGUGGAGCAAUGUACCCGUGAACAUUACAGCGAGCAUCUUGACGAGCAGCGCAAGGAGGGAUGCAGGGUCGAUGGUGUCAUUCGUGUCAACAAGGUCGUGGGCAACUUUCACUUCGCACCCGGAAAGAGCUUCAGCAACGGCAACAUGCACGUCCACGACUUGGAGAACUAUCUCACAGGCGGAGGAGACCACACUCCCUCUCACAUCAUUCAUCAUCUCCGCUUCGGACCUCUCCUGCCGGAAAGCUACAAGCACAGGGUUCGAGACACGGAGAGACAUUGGUCGAACAAUCACCACCUCAGCCCAUUGGACGGCUUCAGACAGGAGACGAACGAGAAGGCAUACAACUACAUGUACUUCGUCAAGGUUGUACCCACGGCCUACCUGCCGCUCGGAUAUGAGAACCUGCCCUCGGUCGGCGACUACCCACACGAGCACGCUCAUGUGGGCGAGUAUGGAAUUUCCCACGGCAGCAGUAUCGAGACUCACCAAUACUCGGUGACCUCGCACAAGCGACACCUCGGAGGUGGAGAUGCAAAUGACGAAGGUCACAAGGAGCGGCUGCAUGCUCGGGGAGGCAUUCCAGGGGUGUUCUUCUCAUACGACAUCUCUCCCAUGAAGGUCAUCGAUCGUGAAGUACGCGCGAAGUCUUUCUCAAGCUUCCUGGUCGGUAUCUGCGGUGUGCUCGGAGGUACCUUGACAGUGGCCGCUGCCGUUGACAGAAUAUGGUUCGAGGGUACUCAAAGAGUGAAGAAGCAUGCGAAUUAA